Messenger RNA from Paraphaeosphaeria sporulosa, 799 nucleotides. RefSeq names its product ER lumen protein retaining receptor 2. Lineage: Eukaryota; Fungi; Ascomycota; Dothideomycetes; Pleosporales; Didymosphaeriaceae. The transcript has 5 exons. Gene Ontology annotation, biological process: endoplasmic reticulum to Golgi vesicle-mediated transport; protein retention in ER lumen. Gene Ontology annotation, cellular component: endoplasmic reticulum; membrane; cis-Golgi network. The record is from RefSeq and is a predicted model, not a curated record. Gene Ontology annotation, molecular function: ER lumen protein retrieval receptor activity. Bases 98 to 754 code for a protein of 218 amino acids.
AUUUCAUUUCGAGUCUUCUACGUCCUCUCACUACCACAUUGCUCUACAGGCACCCCCGCAUUGUGCACGAAACUGAGCGAAAGGAUCGCGCGCCACCAUGAUGAAUCUGUUCAGGUUACUAGGGGAUCUUUCCCAUCUCCUGUCCAUUUUGAUAUUGCUCCAGAAGAUGAAGUCGUCGAGCAGCGCGUCCGGCAUCUCGUUCAAAUCACAGUUCCUGUACCUCAUCGUAUACAUUACCCGAUACGUCGACCUUCUUUGGACCUUCUACGAGCCCAAGUCGCUCUACAACACCAUCUUCAAAAUCAUCUUCAUCAGCACGGCCUCGUACACCGUCUACCUCAUGCUCAACGAUUACAAACCCACCCACGACCCGAAUCUCGACACCUUCAAGGUGCAAUACCUCAUCGGGGCCAGCGCGAUUUUGGCGAUUCUGUUCCCGUACAAGUACAACUUUACAGAGAUCCUCUGGGCUUUCUCCAUUUGGCUCGAAUCUGUCGCUAUCCUCCCGCAGCUCUUUAUGCUCCAAAGGACAGGCGAGGCGGAAACCAUCACCACCCACUACCUGUUCGCUCUCGGUGCUUACCGUGCCUUGUAUAUCCCUAACUGGAUCUACCGGUACUUCUUCGAGGUCCCGCGCUUCUGGGACCCCAUCGCCGUUAUUGCAGGCAUUGUCCAGACUAUCCUCUACUCUGACUUCUUCUGGAUCUACUACACAAAGGUCAUUCAAGGCAAGAAGUUCAACCUGCCGGUGUAGGCGACCGGAGUCUCCCCAGCAUUUCUUGUGAAUUCGAGCGACGGG